Messenger RNA from Lactuca virosa, 2735 nucleotides. Lineage: Eukaryota; Viridiplantae; Streptophyta; Magnoliopsida; Asterales; Asteraceae. The record is from the annotation of a GenBank genome assembly.
AAGUUUCUAUAGAACUUGGAGUGAACAUGCCGUCUCAUUCAGACCAGAUGAAACCUGUCGAAUUCACUCUGUUCGAAAAAGCGCAGCUGAAAAUGGUGCCAAAUAAGCUGAAAAUACUGUUACCGUUGAUGGCGGUGGUUGUGGUGGCCAACGCCGUAACGGUAGCUGCUGAUUACGUCCGGCCACCACCUCGAAAGAACUUACAGUUUCCGUGGGAUCCGAAGCCUUCCUCUCAACCUCAACAGGUGCAUGUGUCAUUGGCAGGGGACAAACACAUUCGUGUUACAUGGAUUACAAGCAAAUCAUCUUCUCCUUCACUUGUUGAAUAUGGAACAUCACCUGGAAAAUACACCUCUAGAAGUCAUGGAGAAACUACUUCUUAUAGCUACUUAUUUUACACCUCAGGGACAAUCCACCACACUGUCAUUGGUCCACUUGAACACAACACUGUUUACUAUUACAAAUGUGGAGGAAGAGGACCCGAGUUCAGUCUCAAAACUCCACCAUCAGAGUUCCCAAUUACAUUAGCUGUGGCUGGUGAUUUAGGUCAAACUGGGUGGACAAAGUCAACUUUGGACCAUAUUGAUUUAUGUCAAUAUGAUCUUCAUCUUCUCCCUGGUGAUCUUUCUUAUGCUGAUUAUAUUCAGAGCAGGUGGGAUACAUUUGGGGAGCUUGUGGAGCCACUUGCAAGUGCAAGGCCAUGGAUGGUGACACAAGGGAAUCAUGAAAAGGAGAAUAUUCCGUUUAUUAAAGAUGGGUUUGAAUCGUAUAAUGCUAGAUGGAAGAUGCCUCAUGAAGAAAGUGGAUCAAUGUCAAAUCUUUAUUAUUCGUUUGAAGUUGCAGGGGCUCAUGUUGUGAUGCUUGGUUCAUAUACUGAUUAUGAUGUGAAUUCUGAGCAAUACAACUGGUUGAAGGCAGAUCUGUCAACGGUAGACCGAAAAAAGACACCUUGGUUACUUGCAUUAUUUCAUGUGCCAUGGUAUAAUAGUAAUUAUGCUCAUCAAGGUGAAGGAGAUGAUAUGAUGGAAGCAAUGGAGCCAUUACUUCAUGCUGCUGGUGUUGAUCUUGUCUUUUCCGGCCAUGUGCAUGCUUAUGAACGCACGAAACGUGUUUACAAUGGGAAAUCAAACCCGUGUGGUGCUGUCCACGUGACAAUUGGAGAUGGAGGAAACAAAGAAGGGCUAGCACAAAAGUACAAGGAGCCAUCGCCAGAAUGGUCAGUGUUUCGUGAAGCGAGUUUUGGUCAUGGUGAGUUGAAGAUAGUGAACUCAAGUCAUGCCUUUUGGAGUUGGCAUAGGAAUGAUGAUGAUGAGCCUGUGAAAUCUGAUGAGGUCUGGAUAACCUCCUUAAUCACUUCAGACUGUCUGCACCAACGGGUUCAGCUGACAAUGGCAGACAAUGGUUCAGUUAACGAUGAUACCACCAAUCAAAAUUCAGAGAUUAUCAAAACCGAAGCAGCACCAAUUGAUGAAUUAUCAAGAGAGAUUCAAGAAACCCUCUCUGUUUCACAAAGGCACAAAUUCUGGGAAACACAACCCGUAGGACAAUUCAAAGAUCUACGCGACACUAGCUUACCCGAAGGCCCAAUCGAACCUCCAACACCAUUAUCUGAAGUCAAACAAGAACCCUACAAUCUUCCAAAUCUUUACGAAUGGGUCACUUGUGAUAUGAGCUCUGAAGAAACCUGUCUUGAAGUCUACAACCUCCUCUCAAACAACUAUGUAGAAGAUGAUGAAAACAUGUUCAGAUUCAAUUACUCCAAACAGUUUCUCCAGUGGGCCCUACACCCUCCUGGUUACUUCAAAACCUGGCACAUAGGUGUACGUGUCAAAUCAUCAAAAAAGUUAGUUGCUUUCAUAACCGGAAUCCCCGCCAAAAUCCGAGUUCAAAACGAGAUUAUAACAAUGGCAGAAGUCAACUUCUUGUGUGUUCACAAGAAACUUAGAUCAAAAAGAUUAGCCCCUGUUAUGAUCAAAGAGGUUACACGAAGGGUACAUUUGGAAAAUAUCUGGCAAGCUGCCUACACAGCUGGAGUUGUUCUUCCUACUCCCAUAACUUCAUGUCAAUAUUGGCACAGAUCUUUAAACCCUAAAAAACUUAUCGAUGUUGGGUUUUCAAGACUCGGUCCUAGGAUGACCAUGAGUAGAACAAUGAAACUUUAUAAAUUACCCGAUUCGCCCCUGACACCCGGAUUUAGAAAAAUGGAGCUUCGUGAUGUUCCUAGUGUCACAAGACUGUUGAAAGCUUAUCUACUGGAGUUUAUCGUGGCACCUGAUUUUGAUGAAAUGGAUGUUGAACAUUGGAUUGUUCCUAAAGAAGGUGUUGUUGAUAGUUUUGUGGUUGAAAGUCAAGAGACUCAUGAAGUGACUGAUUUUUGUAGUUUUUACAGUUUGCCAUCUUCGAUUCUUGGACACCCGAAUCAUUCGAAUUUGAAAGCAGCUUAUUCGUAUUAUAAUGUGGCAACAAAGACUCCUUUGAUUCAGUUGAUGAAUGAUGCACUUAUUGUGGCCAAACAGAUGGAUUUUGAUGUUUUUAAUGCGUUGGAUGUGAUGCAUAAUGAAGGGUUUUUGAAGGAGUUGAAGUAUGGGCCUGGUGAUGGUAAGCUUCAUUAUUAUUUGUAUAAUUACAGGAUUAAGAGUAUGUUAAGAUCAUCUGAACUUGGGCUUGUGUUGUUGUAAUUUUGGAUUUUUUGUACUGAUUUUUCGUUGUUUUUUUUUUUAGAUUUUUAUGGAUGU